CGCGAUAUUUGAUGUAGCUGAAAAUCCUAGGAGCAGAGCAGGGAACUUGACAUGUCAACAAAACAGAUACAUUAUCACCACACAGGCAUGUAAUGGUGUGGAGGUGUGGAAUAGCCUGACAGGUAACCUCACCUGGACCUAGAUCCUCCACCAGGAUCUUCACCUGCUCUAUGACAACCCCUCCGCUAGUGUCGCCUUUUGGCGGGCAGCCCCCGCCGCCCCAGCUGCAGCAGCAGGCCCAGGCAGCACGGGAUGUCAACACGGCCUCGCUGUGUCGCAUUGGGCAGGAGACGGUCCAAGACAUUGUCCUCAGGACCAUGGAGAUCUUCCAGCUCCUCAGGAACAUGCAGCUGCCUAAUGGAGUCACUUACCAACCCAACACUCACCAGGACCGGCUGGGGAAGCUCCAGGAACAUCUCCGGAUGCUCUCUGUGCUGUUCCGCAAGCUGCGCCUCGUCUACGACAAAUGCAACGAAAACUGUGCCGGAAUGGAAUCUAUUCCUCCAGAGCAACUGAUACCCUUUGUGGAGGAUGACAACUCCAAACACGAGGAUCGCUCGGCCGGCCAGAGCCGCCCCCCCACCGAGGAGAGGAGAGAAAUCCUGGAGGUCAACAAGAAGCUGAAACAGAAGAACCAGCAGCUGAAGCAGAUCAUGGACCAACUGCGCAACCUCAUCUGGGAGAUCAACUCCAUGCUGGCAGUCAGGAGCUGAGCCACACACACACACACACAAAAACACACACAAACACACACACAGGCAUACAUUUACUACACCUAAUGGUGCAGCGGUUUGGUCGUUGACUGGAUGUGUAACAGGGUACCACAUGCUGGCUGAGGCUGCACUUUACCGAAGAAAUUGGGACUUUGGCAAUAUCAACCCGUUUCCUGAAGAAGACCUGAAACAAUGGAAGGAAAGAUUAGAGCGAGACACAUGAAGACUGAGAGGAAGGUGUGGACGACGGCAGAAGAUAUUCUGUCUACCUCAAUAUCCUGUAUUUUAAUCAACAAAAUGAUAAUCUGAAGAGUUGUUAUAUUAUGUGUUAUCUAUUUGUAGCUACUAGCUCAGUAGAGGGUUUAUGCCUGUAGAAAUACAUUGAUAUAUUCUAUUUAAUCUUUUAUCAUAGUUUUAGAACUUUGCGCCCUACAUUAAGAAAAAUGAUUUGAUAUGGCCCCUAAAACUUUCAAAAGAAGGAGAAACACUAUGGCAAAAAUAAUGAGUCUUAUUCUGACUUUAUUGAUCUGAUUUUAUUCGUUUGAUAUGAAUGUAUGUGAUAUGUAAACUCAUCUAUGCUCUUCUCUGAUUGGACUUGACUUUCAAUACAUGCCUUGUAAAGGAUUCUGCUGAACUAUAAAUCUUCCUGUGAUUUUUUAAAAACUCA
This is a messenger RNA of Trematomus bernacchii (emerald rockcod), 1380 nucleotides long. RefSeq names its product mediator complex subunit 30 (gene med30). Gene Ontology annotation, molecular function: transcription coregulator activity. NCBI's taxonomy places the organism in Eukaryota, Metazoa, Chordata, Actinopteri, Perciformes, Nototheniidae. The record is from RefSeq and is a predicted model, not a curated record. Gene Ontology annotation, biological process: positive regulation of DNA-templated transcription. Gene Ontology annotation, cellular component: mediator complex.